UCCGACUGAAAAUGGCUCGAUAUCGUUCUUAAGAGACAUGUUUGACAGAUUAUAGGCCAAUAAGUCAUUUACAACAGUUUAAAUACUGACAAUCAAUCCUGGAAGGGAUUUUUUGGCAGACGAACGCUUUUGGGUAUGACAGGCGCCGAGUGCACACUGGAAAUCCCUUUUACGCACGGUUUUGUGCCAAAUAAAGAAUCGCGGCUACUAAAGGGACAGCUGUGGGCCUACACUGAGAAACUUGAGACAGCCGCGGCUGAAAGGCCCAAUCCAAGAAUUCCCACACACCCCUAAGCGGUUCAGCAGACCACCACCACACAGCAAACGGUAAAGCAGGAGAAGACAGAAGACGAAGGACAGGGAUGUAAUCUCACCAUGGUGACAUCUACAAAAGUAGACUCGCUGGUAACACUGCUUUGUGUGACCUUUGUUUUUAUGACAGAGGCACAAUUUGAAAACUACAAUUUCAGAAAGUUUUCCAGAGAGGACCUCAUGUCUCUCACCGCUGCGUACGGGAAGGCGCUGGAUUAUUACGCAGCGGGAAACUGGACGGAAUCGAUCCAGUACUUGGAAUUAAGCCUGCGUUUGCACCGGCUUCUGAAGGACAGCGUGAGACACUGCGCGAGCCACUGUAACACGAGCAAGCAUGACGACGAGUCUUUUGCUGGAUACCCGGAUCUCCGCGUCUACUGGAACUUUAUGAUGAAGGCGACCUGUCAGAAGAAGUGCAGGGCGCUUUUCCCCGCGUUCCAGCUGCCUCCUCCCGGCCGAGAGAUCCUGGAGGAUUUCAGCAGAAGAUCUCCCUACAGAUACCUGCACUUUGCUCACUCACAGCUGAAUGACCUGCAGAGGGCGGUACCAUGCGCCCACACCUUCCUCCAGAGGAACCCUGAGGACCAGCAAAUGCAGCAGCUGAUGGAGGAAUACAAGAGCAAGUAUGACCUGAGCGGCUACCUCAUCGACCACGAAGAACGACCCUACGAGACGUCGUUUCUGAGAGGAGUGAAACUUGUGGGUUUGGGCGACUACAGCAGCAGUGUUCAAGAGUUGGAGGAAGCUCUGUGGCUCUACUUCCAGGAAUAUGACCUGUGUCAGGCCGAAUGUGAAGGGAUCACUCAACUCUUACCAGACAGAGACUUCUAUGCAGUCAUAGCAGAUGCCUACAUUGACACAUUAAGGUGCAAACUGAGGUGUGAAGAAAACCUGACACCGAAUAUUGGGGGUUAUUUUGUAGUGAAAUUUGUGCCCACUGUUUACCACUACCUCCAGUAUGCCUAUUAUAAGUUGAACGAUGGCCGCAGUGCCGUGCCCUGUGCGUACAGCUACUUCCUGUUCGAGCCCGAGGACCCAGUCAUGAAGCAGAACCUGCUAUAUUAUAAAGCCUACAGUCAACAGUGGGGGCUUCAGUCCAACCACUUUACCCCCAGGAUGGAAGCUUUCAAACACUUCAACCAGACAAUAAUGCAAAAAAAGAUGUUGGCAUUUGCAGAAACAUACUUAGGUCUGUCUGAUGAGGACUUUCUAGGAUCAGAGGAGGCUGCACGCUCGGCCCCAGACUCUCCUGAUGCUGAGUUUGAAGGUAUUGGAGAUUAUGAGGAGUCAAUUUACGCAAACUGGAAGCAACUGAAGGGCAAAGGGGAUGCUGGCGAGUCAGACAUCUGAAGAUUUUCUGGAGUUUACAGAGAAUAGUCUGAACAAGAAAAAAGGAAAUCCAGAGAGAGGUCGUUUUCUGGUCAUUCUGCUCUGGCCUCAGGCAUGAACAAGGUCUUAGGACUAUAAAUAACCACUUGUUACAACCAAGGUAUGCAGAAGAGUGUCUCUGAAUGUGCAACACACUGCCACUCCUGUCAUCUAAGAACAGGAAACUGAGGCUACAGUUCACACAGGAUCACCAGAAUUGGACUACAGAAGCUAGACUGGAAAACUAUUGUAGUCUGAUGAUUCCCACAGUCCGGGUUCCUGCUGUGACAUUCAGACAGUGGGGUCAUAAUUUGUCAUGAACAACGUAAAAGCAUGGAGCCACAAAGAAUUAAGCAUAAGCAGUCCUGAAGGUAAAAAGAGACCCAACCCUGUGCUAGCAGUACCUAAUAAAGUGGCUGCUCACUGUAAUUAGACUUUAAAACUAGUAAUAUUGCAGGUGUCACAACAAGCCGUGUCAUUAUGAAUUAUGAACAUGAAACUGAAGUAGCAAGUUAGCCAGCGUUGCACAGAUCGCCAACCAAAUAUUUACAAAUGAUCAAAUACUUUCAAGCCAGAUUCAGUACAGUAUAAUACAGUAUAUUAAGCAAGUCAGUAACAUUGUAUUAAAAUUGUUUAGCUGUAAACGUAAUCUGCCAUUAAUGUAACACAAACAAUCAGAAACAAAAAAGUUUAAUUAUAUCUGGAUUUAUAGCAGCAGACACUCAUGCAGUGGAUCAGAGUCACUCGAGUACAGGUAGGUUUUAUUAUGGAUUGUAAUAUACAGUAAUACGAGUAUUUACACUGAAAGACAGGUUACCUAAAACUAGACAAUGUUGGCUUUUAAUAGUGAGUAGUGCCAAAGUCCUUUUAAUAAGUCAAACUACAGCGUGCGAUCACAGCUACAGUAAACAUGGUGUGACCUGAGCUUCCAGCACACUCUCAAGGACAGACUUGUCCUAGAGAUUUUUUCAUGUUUUUACAGUGUUUACGGGUGAAAGAGUCCAACUGUAAUUAAACAGAUAUGUUAACCCUUUAAAUGAAGCCUGUGGUGACAAAGAUUGAGCACAUGUGACGUUACAUACUGUUAAAAGUCUUUUUCUUGUCUACAAAACAAUUUAUACAACAAUUUAUUAAAGUUAUUUUCAGGAGGCAGGAACCUUCACUAGAGAUCCUUGUAUGAUGGACUUCAAUUCAACGUAUCAACACUCCUUUAACGCUCCUGUAGGUUGGCUGGCAGUGUAACUCGGAUAAUUUCUUCUGGCACCUGUGCCAACAACUCUUAAUGCUAUUAUUGAUAAAAUACAGCUUUGUGUGACAAUCACAGGAGUAUGAGCCUCUAAACCUGAUCGACACACUCUGAUGUCCAGAGAGGAUAAACGGAGAAUGCGAUGCACAUAAAAGCUGCAUUUUUAAAAACACUGGCAAGUCAAAUUUCUGAUACUCCAUUUUUUAAUCACUUAUAUACUGGUGAUUAUGUGGAUCUGUUCAGUCAGAAGUAUAGAACCUGUAACCAUUUAGAGAUAAAGCUUAAUCAGCCAACCCUCAGAAGCCAAAUUAAUAAUUCCUGUACAUUUCUGGACUUGAGGGAGAUCCUGCGAGAAAUCUGUGUUGUCUCGUUAUCAUUUUUCAGCGUGAAAAUCUAAUACCGGCAUGUAUAAAACACACGGCCAUAGCCUGAGUGACAGCCAGUGACAUUUCUGAGCAGAUUUCCCCUAACAUGCAAAGAUUUGCAUCUCUUCUCGCUGAUUACAUCAUCAAAAACAAGCAGUUUCAGGAGGGAAGAGUCUUCUCUCUUCAGGCUUGUGCUUCCAUUCAGAGCGGCAGUGAGUCACUGCUGUCUAAAGGGGUCGGUACAUUAUAUACAAACAGCACCCAUGUUCAGCAUACAUGUAUGCAUACAGUAUAGUUUGUAUGCAGAUUACAGGAUCAUACAGCGGGAUGAAACAUUGGGUGCAUACAUGUGCAGCUGGCCAUCCAACACCAUCCCUCGCAGGUUGGAACUACAUGUUCAUACAAUAGCAAUUAUUAUGUAAAAGCAUUGAUUUAGGAUUAGGAAAGCAGCAUAAGGGGAGAAAUUAUGGCUAUUACUCUGGAAUGUAAAGGUCUACAAAACAAAACCCUCAUCUAGACGACAAAAUGUCAGCAGCCUGAUGUUUUUACACUUCUAUUACAGCUAAAGUCACACUUCUGAGAGGAGGUGGUUGUGCUCUCCACGAGGUUAAAUAUGUAACUGUUCUCUAAUACAAGACUUCAUUAAACAAGUCAAGACUGA
Oreochromis aureus is the source of this 3952-nucleotide messenger RNA. RefSeq names its product cartilage-associated protein-like. Gene Ontology annotation, cellular component: endoplasmic reticulum. NCBI's taxonomy places the organism in Eukaryota, Metazoa, Chordata, Actinopteri, Cichliformes, Cichlidae. The record is from RefSeq and is a predicted model, not a curated record. The coding region runs from base 376 to 1662 and encodes 428 amino acids. The transcript is spliced from 7 exons. Gene Ontology annotation, molecular function: collagen binding; protein binding. Gene Ontology annotation, biological process: collagen fibril organization; peptidyl-lysine hydroxylation.